AGUUUUAUUUAAAAACGACGACGUUGGUUGGCAUGUCUAUAAAUACCCACGAAAGUGCAAAAAUAUCUUAACCAACUAUACAAAUCCAGAGAAAAGUAGUGAGCGCAAGUAGCGGUAGUUGCAGAAGAAGAAGAAUGAAAUUAACAGGACUACUAGCCAGCGAGGUUUUGACUUUGAGUCCUUGUUCUUCAACUGCUCCUUUCUCUUUCAGAACCUUCCAUUCACUCUCCUUCUCUGGUUCUUCUCCUUGCUUUCUCAGAAGAUAUUCGUCUUUCUGCAUUCCGAAGCUAGGAAAUGGAACGGAUAAGUGCCAAGGAAGAGGCGUAACUGUUAGAGCAGCGUCAGGGGAUCCGAGUGGUGAUUUGGUGCCGAUUGCUCCUCUUCGCUUUGAAUCUCCUGUCGGCCAGCUUUUGGCGCAGAUAUUGCAGACGCAUCCGCAUUUACUUCCUGCUGCUAUAGAUCAGCAGCUCGACAACCUUCAAACUGAUAAAGAUAUCCAGAGACAAGAUGCUUCUUCUGAAGAUCUUCUCUACAAGAGAAUAGGUGAAGUCAAAGAGAAGGAAAGACGGAAUGCAUUGGAGGAGAUAAUAUACUGCUUGAUUGUGCAGAAAUUUGUUGAAAAUGACAUUUCAAUGAUUCCUAGGAUAACAGCAACCGCUGAUCCUGUUGGACGGGUGGAUUUUUGGCCAAACCAAGAACAGAAGCUAGAAUCUGUUCAUUCUCCUGAAGCAUUUGAGAUGAUACAGAGCCACUUGUCUCUAGUACUUGGGGAGCGAAUGGUUGGUCCCCUUGAUACCAUUGUUGAGAUUAGUAAAAUUAAACUAGGAAAGUUGUAUGCUGCUUCUAUAAUGUAUGGAUACUUCCUCAGAAGAGUUGAUCAACGAUUUCAACUGGAGAGAACUAUGAAUACACUUCCUGAAGGUUUCAAUAAAGACAGGGCAAGAUAUGAAGAUCCAUCUCCAGGGAUCCGGCUUUGGGAUCCAGAUUCCUUGAUCAGAAUCCAACCUGAUGAUGAUGGUGAUAGUGAUAUCGGAGGGUUCAUGGAUGGCAGUGACAGCAAAUCAUAUAGGCUGAGAUCCUACGUAAUGUAUUUAGAUGCAGAGACACUUCAAAGAUAUGCAACCAUAAGGUCCAAGGAAGCUAUUUCACUGAUUGAAAAGCAAACACAAGCCCUGUUCGGGAGACCCGAUAUCAGAAUUCUUGAAGAUGGUUCUAUCGACACAUCUAAUGAUGAAGUGGUAGCACUCACAUUUUCUGGAUUAACUAUGCUAGUGUUGGAGGCAGUAGCAUUUGGAUCAUUCCUGUGGGAUGCAGAAACUGACGUUGAAUCAAAAUACCCGUUUGUUAAAGGCUAACGACAAUAUCCGUUUCAUUAGUUUCGUUGAUUACCGAUGAUCUUCACAGCUCCAUAGAUUGUAAUCUAAAUAUUUUUUUUUUUAUUUUUAGGUUGUCUUGUGAUUUAAACCAUGACAUGCCUCAACCAAACAAAACCUUUUCGCAAUCAUACUCUGAGAAAGCCAGAAACAUUGUAAACGCAGGAAGAAAAUUAAAAAAGAGAAGUC
Pistacia vera is the source of this 1562-nucleotide messenger RNA. Its product is annotated as UV-B-induced protein At3g17800, chloroplastic. NCBI's taxonomy places the organism in Eukaryota, Viridiplantae, Streptophyta, Magnoliopsida, Sapindales, Anacardiaceae. The record is from RefSeq and is a predicted model, not a curated record. The transcript is spliced from 3 exons. The coding region runs from base 135 to 1355 and encodes 406 amino acids.